AUGCUCAAGAUUUUGGAUGGGUUUGCCGCAGGUCGCUAUGACUUUGUUUACAUUCCACACGACCAGCACAAGGAUCGCAAUGUAGCGCUGGCGUUUGUCAACUUCGUCGACCAUUCGACAGCAAAGCAAGCGUUUACUUUCUUUCAAAACACUCGGGACCCGCUCCUUGGCGCCGGCCUUCGGGUUGCUGAGGCCCACCACCAGGGUCUUGGUGAGAACUUGGCUUUCUUUGUGGCGAGGUUUGGACUGCGCGAGGUCGAGAAUCCAAGCGCUCCACAGGUUUUUAAAGAUGGUGUCAGAGUUGACCUUCUUGCUGCCCUGACGGAGCAUGUGAACGUGGACUUGCUGGCGGAGGCAGUACAGCGCCUGAAGAUUUCGGACAAGCCAAAGAAGUCGAAUCAACGGCCUGGGCGGCAGCCAAGGAAUAAUUGGCCGGCUGGCGAUGGAAGGAGAACCUACUCCUACCGCUGUGAAGCAGCUUCCAGCAGAAGCACUGGCCAGUGCUCCGAUGGGGCAACUGGUUUCAUGGCAACUGGCUCUGCGGCCUACGCCUCUGCGGGCCCAACACCCUACAGAUCUGCGGGCCCUGCGGCCUACAGUUCUGCGGGCCCUGCGGGCUGCGCCUCUGCGGGCCCUGCGGGCUACGCCUCUGCCGGGCCUGCGGGCUACGCCGGCUACGACUCUGCGGGCCCUGCCGGCUACGGCUACGCCUCUGCGGGUCCUGCGGCUUCUUCGCAUGAUGGUCGGUACUCUUGCCAGAUGCCGGGUUUCCUGGCAACGGGCUCUGCGACCUAUGCCUCUGUGCCUGCAGCCUCUUCCGCAUAUACCCCACAUCACGGUUUUGGAGAAAACUGGUCAAUGCAGGCAGCACCGCAGCUUCACAGAGCACCCAUGACUGCCGACACUCCAACGACAGGUUGGCGAACGAUUUCCCUGGUGCCAAUUUCGUCAGCUCAUCACUCGCUGGGGCAUCAGCUAGCAUGGCCCACACCUGAGGUGUUCGCGCCUCCCCGCCAUCCACCAGACGCACAUGUCUACCGGGACGGUCCCAGCCCGCCAAUGUUUAUGUGA
Molecule: messenger RNA, 1071 nt
Organism: Symbiodinium natans
Lineage: Eukaryota; Dinophyceae; Suessiales; Symbiodiniaceae
Source: the annotation of a GenBank genome assembly